AUGAACUGCGCACUUUCCUACGACUCGCUGCCGGCGCGGCCAAGCCCUCGUCGAUCCAAAGACUGGGAGCGCGAGCAUCCACACCAGGCGGUGCGACGGCUGUCGUCUCCCCGGCGCCCCAGCCGCAGCCUCCUCACUACCCCCACGGCGCCCCGCCGGCCCUCGGCUCUGCCCGGGUACCUGUUUACCCCAUACAAGGACCAGCAGGAGCUACAGCAUCACCAGCAGCAGCAGCAGCAGCAGCAUCCAUCCCAGCAGCAUCAGCAGCAGUACCAAACGCAGCAGCAGCAACAGCUUCAUCACCAGCUGCAGCACCAGCAGCGUCUCUCCCUGUCGCUGUGCUCCGAGGCCUCGCUGGCGCCCCCCGUGGCCACCGUGGGCAAUGCCCCAACGCCCUGCUGCCGGGCGGUCGGCGUCAUGCCCCUGCUGCGGCUGGUGCUGCUGGCCUUCAGCUGCGUCUUCUGGGCAGCCGGGCUGACCCUCUUCACGCUGGGCGUGUGGGCGCAGGCCUCCCUCUCCGACUACAUGCUGCUGUCGUCCAACCGCUACCCCAACGCGCCCAACGUGCUCCUGGCCACGGGCGCCGCCGUCACCGCCUGGGGGUUCCUGGGGUGCCUGGGCGUCGCCGCCAACUUACCAACUCUGCUUCGGGCUUACGGGGUGUUCCAACUGGCGGCGUUGAUCACGGGCCUCGCCACGGGGCUCUCGGGCUUGUUCUACCGCGAGGACAUCGCGGGCGGGUUCCGCAGCGGGCUGCAGCGGGCCGUGGCGGCGUACGGCGAGGACGAGGGCCGCGCAGAUGCGCUGGAUGCCCUACAGAGGGUGCUGGAGUGCUGCGGUGCCGAGAGCUGGCGUGACUGGCUCGCCUCCGACUGGGCCAACAGCAGCAACAACAACGUCUCCGCCACCUCUUCUACUUCCUCUGCGUCGUGGGCUUCACUACCCGACAGCUGCUGCAUCCGACGCAAAGGCUGCAAGAACCGCCCGCUGGCGCUACCAGAAGGGGGUGGAAGCCAAGGGGUGGAGGUGGAGGCUGCCGGGAUCCACCCGCACGGAUGUUUCCGGAAAGUCUUCAGCUUCGUCAAUGACAAUGUCUUCCACAUUGCGGCCACCGUGCUGGGACUGGCUUUCACCCAAGUGGUCGGCAUCACCCUGGCAUGCAUGCUCGCCAACCGCCUCUCGCCACGGCCACGCUUCCCACGACCAGGGAUUCAUUAA
Molecule: messenger RNA, 1218 nt
Organism: Engraulis encrasicolus (European anchovy)
Lineage: Eukaryota; Metazoa; Chordata; Actinopteri; Clupeiformes; Engraulidae
Product: tetraspanin-7-like
Exons: 2
Coding region: 1-1218 (405 amino acids)
Cellular component (GO): plasma membrane
Source: RefSeq, a predicted model, not a curated record